Messenger RNA from Andrographis paniculata, 3356 nucleotides. RefSeq names its product putative GTP diphosphokinase RSH1, chloroplastic. Bases 387 to 3032 code for a protein of 881 amino acids. Gene Ontology annotation, biological process: guanosine tetraphosphate metabolic process. The record is from RefSeq and is a predicted model, not a curated record. NCBI's taxonomy places the organism in Eukaryota, Viridiplantae, Streptophyta, Magnoliopsida, Lamiales, Acanthaceae. The transcript has 24 exons.
AAAUAUCAAUAAUAAAAAUAUCUAUCUUCUUGCUGCUCUGCUGCCUCUCUUCUCUCUUCACCUUCUUCUUCUUCUUCGUCAUUUGUGUGGCUUCGACUACAGCUCCCUCUACAGUCUCGUCCCUCCCAUUUUUUCAUCUCUUCCUCCCGCCUUCUGCUGUGUCGUAUCAAUUCCCAAUAUCAUCCGAUUCACCGCCAGCUUUCCUUCAAUCUGAAUAUAUAUUUUUUUUAAUUUUUUUUCUCUCCUUUAUUUGCUUUUUGGCGCCGCAGCUUCUUAUACUUCGUGUUGUUGCACUUAUUUCGCGCUGGGAUUGGCGUCCGUGAUUUGUGUUACUCACCUGCGCUCUUUCGCUUGUUACGGUUCUCAUCGAUGCUGCGGAUUGCAAAAUGGCUUCUGCUUCUUCAAUGUCGGUCUCCGUAGAAUGCUUGAAUAUAUGUAAAUUUCGGAAAGGAGACCUGAGUGGAAAGAAUGAUUACGGUGUGCUUUCAUGCGCUUCAAAAGCUCCGAGAGUGCUCAGCGGGUUUCUCGCAAGCACUGCUCAUCCUCAUCAAUCAUGUGGAAGAAUUGUGAGAAGAAAUAGCAGCACCCCAUAUAGAUGUGAAGAUUGGGUAGAGUCAUACUUAUAUGAGGUCUCCAAUUUCGCCAAUUCACGGAAGCUCAAACCCUCAAUCAUCGCUAAUUUUGCUCGUGGUACAUGGAAACUAUAUUGUUCUUCAUCUUCAUUUUCUUCAGAAUCAAGUGAGGUGUCUACCGAAAGCCUGUGGGAGAAUCUUAAACCUAGCAUCUCAUAUCUGUCUUCAAAGGAGCUGAAAUUGGUCCGAGAAGCCCUGAAUUUGGCAUUUGAGGCACAUCAUGGUCAAAAAAGGCGCAGUGGCGAGCCCUUUAUUAUUCAUCCAGUUGCAGUUGCUCAAAUUCUUGGAGAACUUGAAUUAGAUUGGGAGUCCGUAGCAGCUGGUUUAUUACAUGAUACAGUGGAAGAUACUAAUGUUGUUACUUUUGAAAGAAUAGAGGAGGAUUUUGGUGCAACUGUUCGUCAUAUUGUAGAAGGGGAGACAAAGGUAUCUAAACUUGGGAAACUCAAGUCAAACGAUGAUAACCUUUCUGUUCAAGAUGUAAAAGCUGAUGAUCUCCGUCAGAUGUUUCUGGCAAUGACAGAAGAGGUCCGAGUUAUAAUUGUGAAGUUGGCUGAUAGAUUGCAUAACAUGAGAACUCUGUCACACAUGCCUCCACACAAGCAGUACAGCAUAGCAAUGGAGACACUGCAGGUUUUUGCUCCUUUGGCAAAACUGCUGGGAAUAUACCAAAUAAAGUCUGAGCUUGAAAACCUGGCAUUUCAGUAUACAAAUCCUCAAGAUUAUACUCAAAUCAAAAGAAGAGUAGCAGAACUUUAUAGGGAACAUGAAAAGGACCUCAAAGAGGCAAACAAAAUUUUGCUGAAGAGGAUUGAGGACGACCAAUUCUUAGACCUUGUGACUGUAAAAACUGAGGUCCAGCCAGCAUGCAAGGAACCUUACAGCAUAUAUAAAGCUGUUCUUAAAUCUAAAGGCUCAAUAAAUGAAGUAAACCAGAUUGCACAGCUGCGAAUUAUUAUAAAACCAAAGCAAUGUAUUGGGGUUGGGCCUUUAUGCGGUGCACAACAGAUAUGUUACCAUGUGCUUGGACUGGUACAUGGAAUUUGGACUCCUAUUCCUCGAGCUAUGAAGGACUAUAUUGCCACCCCAAAACCAAAUGGUUAUCAGAGUCUUCAUACUACAGUGAUUCCUUUUCUCUACGAAAGCAUGUUUAGGCUGGAAGUUCAGAUUAGGACAGAAGAGAUGGAUUUGAUUGCUGAAAGAGGGAUAGCCGCUCAUUAUAGUGGUAAAGUUUUUGUAAAUGGCUUGGUUGGAUAUGCUAUGCCUAAUGGCAGAAACUCCCGAGGAAAAACAGCCUGCCUCAACAAUGCCAAUGUUGCUCUCAGGAUUGGUUGGCUCAAUGCAAUCCGAGAGUGGCAGGAGGAGUUUGUGGGAAAUAUGAGCUCUAGGGAAUUUGUUGAUACAAUCACCAGGGAUCUUCUUGGCAGCCGUGUCUUUGUAUUCACACCAAAAGGAGAGAUUAAAAAUCUGCCCAAGGGUGCAACUGCCAUUGAUUACGCAUAUAUGAUCCACUCUGAUGUUGGGAAUAAAAUGGUUGCUGCAAAGGUUAAUGGAAACUUGGUUUCUCCAUCCCAUGUGCUUGCAAAUGCUGAAGUAGUGGAAGUUGUAACAUAUGAUGGGCUCUCAAGUAAGUCAGCUUUUCAGAGGCACAAGCAGUGGCUGCAACAUGCUAAAACACGUAGUGCCCGACACAAAAUCAUGAAAUUUCUGAGGGAGCAAGCUGCAUUAUCAGAAACAGAAAUUACUGCAGACUCAGUGAAGGAAUUUACUUCUGAAUCUGAAGAAGAGAUAGAAUUGGAAACCGUACCCAAUCAUCGGAAAGGGGCUGAACACACAUGGGAGAAAAUUUUGAGGAAUAUUAUGCAAAUGGCGUCGGCCAAGAAGCAUAGUGAUGAAAUGUUUCAAAUUGACAGGGGAGCCAUUUGUAUUCCUACAGUCAAUGGAAAGCACAACAAGAAUAUGCAGCACGUGAAUUUGAAAGCCAAGGGGGAGAUGCUGUCUCAAGGAAAUGGGGUUGCUAACAUGAUUUUUAAGAACAUUCCUGAGUACAGAGAAGUUUUGCCGGGGUUAGAGAGCUGGCAAGCUUCCAAGAUCAUGUCUUGGCACGACCUUGAGGGGAACACUAUCCAGUGGUUGUCCAUAGUCUGUAUGGACCGUGUGGGUAUGAUGGCGGAUAUCACAUCAGCGCUAGCAACUGUUGGGAUUACAAUAUGUUCUUGUGCUGCUGAAAUUGAUAGGAGGAAGGGGAUGGGUGUCAUGUUAUUUCAUAUCGAAGCAAGUCUGGAUGAUUUGGUGAAGGGAUGCGCAAAGGUGGACGUAAUCCUUGGUGUUUUGGGGUGGUCAACAGGUUGCAGCCGGCCGAGCUCAUCAAAAGAGAGCCACAAGAUAUUAGAGUGUUAGUUAAUUGGAGGUGCACACUGCAACUACUGUAUUACAUCACUCUCAGCUGCUCCUAGCAGCAGCUGGGAUAAGUUUUGCCAAUGGAAAAAGAGUUUUUCCUUGUUUUUUGUUUUUUUUGGGGAUGCAGUUGUUUUGCAGUCAUUACAUACACAACAUCAUAACAGGUGCUGGGUUGGGGUUGGACUUUGGAGGUGAGAGUGUACAUAGAAAGAAGAGUGGUAGAGAACUCUGCUUUAAACUAGAGUAGUGGUAAAGAAUCAGUAUAUACUUACUUGUAAAUGGAAAUGGAGGGAUGGAUGAAGAUUGAUUUAAUCUUUUUUAUUC